Williopsis jadinii is the source of this 1539-nucleotide messenger RNA. RefSeq names its product hexose transporter HXT2 (gene HXT2). Lineage: Eukaryota; Fungi; Ascomycota; Saccharomycetes; Phaffomycetales; Wickerhamomycetaceae. Gene Ontology annotation, molecular function: myo-inositol:proton symporter activity. Gene Ontology annotation, biological process: transmembrane transport. The transcript is spliced from 4 exons. The coding region runs from base 1 to 1539 and encodes 512 amino acids. The record is from RefSeq and is a predicted model, not a curated record. Gene Ontology annotation, cellular component: membrane.
AUGGAGAUCAAGAAAGAGAAAAUUGAUGUAGGCAUCACUUCUAAAGAUGUGAACGCAUCCAAUGUUGAGGUUUUCUUACAGGGUUUAAGUGAGCAAGAGGUGACUGCAAAUAUCGAAUCCAUCAUAGAUGAACAUCCAGAACUUGGUGCAAAGAGAGAGAUUCUGCUGCGUGGUGCAUUACUGGCCAACGAUGGUGGAGAUGUGUUGGAAGACAAAGAACAUAUGUACUCUAAGGAGGAAAUUCAAUCCUUGGAAUUUGAGAAAAAGCAUUCGAUCAGAUCACAAUCGUGGACUAUGUACCUGAUUGCCCUUACUGCGUCCCUCGCUGCAGUUAACUUUGGCCAUGAUGAAAGUGCUGUUGGUGGUGCUCAACUGUCUUUCUUCGAGUUGUUUGGAGUUACUGAUUCCAAUAUUCAAGGCUUACUGAACGCUGCACCCUAUUUAUCUGCUGGAGUGUUGGGUUCUCCAGCAGCUAUAAUCCUUGAUCAUUGGUUUGGUCGCAGAUGGAUCAUAUUCGUGUCAUGUAUCUUUGGUGUUGGAGGUUCCUUAUGGCAAGCAUUCACCCAGUCGAUGGGAUCAAUGCUCGCUGCUAGACUAUUCUUGGGCAUUGGAAUGGGAUUAAGCUCCACUGCUGUUCCAAUGCUCAUUGCUGAAUCCAGUCCCGCAAGAUCCAGAGGUGCUUUCCUCAUGCUUUGGCAAACUUUUGUCGCCUUUGGCGUAAUGUUAGGAAGCAUCUUUAACAGAGCAUUCGUGGAUGUUCCUGGAGAAACUUCGUGGAGACUCAUGAUCGGUGCUUCUUUUGUCACUCCUGUCUUUGUUGCAAUACUCAUUCCUUUUGUUCCGGAGUCACCUCGUUACUUGGUUGCUAGAAAUAGGGAAGCUGAAGCACUUACUGUGCUAGAGAAGUUGAGAAAUGGUAAACUGAGAGGUGCUAGAGACUUUUAUAUCCUCUACUCCUCUUUGAAACAAUCAGGUAAGAUUGAAGAAAUCCCAACUAGUGACCAGAUCAAGCUCUUCUUUACUGAUGGUCGAGUUCAAUAUGCAUUUUUAGUCUCGGCAUUCAACAUGGCUAUGCAACAGUAUUGUGGUGUCAAUAUUCUGGUUGGUUAUACAGCCACUAUCCUGACUGAUUCGGGAAUCGACAGUGUGACUGCUAUUGCAGGAAGCAUUGGAAUUGGUGGUGGAUGCUUUCUCGCCACGUUCUUUUCGUCACAAUGUAUCGACAGGUUUGGAAGAAGAAAGAUGCUUCUUCUCACUUUCCCGGGAUUGGCAUUUUGUCUCUUUUGGCUGGGCGUUUCGUUACAAAUUGAUGAAACAUCCCAAAGAUUGGGGUCUGGAUUGACUUCGAUGUAUCUCUUUGUUGUGGUUUUUGGUCUGGGUAUAGGACCAGUUUAUCCUUUGAAUGUCAGAGCAUUUGGCGUGGCUCUAGGGAUGUCAAUCAACUGGAUUCUGGAUUUUAUGGCGCAAAGUAUGACUAUGAGUGGUGGUCUGUACUUCUAUGGAUCUUUUGUCUUGGUUUUGAGUGUCGAAGAUCAUUAA